Messenger RNA from Episyrphus balteatus (marmalade hoverfly), 1269 nucleotides. RefSeq names its product putative nuclease HARBI1. The transcript is spliced from 6 exons. The record is from RefSeq and is a predicted model, not a curated record. NCBI's taxonomy places the organism in Eukaryota, Metazoa, Arthropoda, Insecta, Diptera, Syrphidae. The coding region runs from base 169 to 1269 and encodes 366 amino acids.
UCGGCUAAGGUGAUUUUUGAUUGUUGACAGUCAUUUUACAAAAGAUUGGUCUGCGUAAGGUGAUUGUCAAAUUUGAUAGUCAAAUUUUUUUGACUUUUUCGUGUGACAGCUAUUUUGUUGUCAUUUUCAUGUAAAAGCGUUUCAUGUUUUCUUUGAUUGUCUAGAAAAAUGAAUUUUUUUGUGCCUGUGGAACUGUUUUUACGGAGAGAAAAUGAAGAAAAUGAAAAUUAUAAUUAUAACCGCAACGUCCGACUCUUGAGGAUAAAUUUAAGAAAUAAACUAAAUAUAUUGGAAUUACCAAACUCAAAGUUCUUAAAAAACUUUCGAGUUACAAAAGAAACGUUUCUUUCCAUUCUUGACCUUCUGGAACUGCCAGUUGGAGUUCGUUCCACCCAUAUUCCUCCUAUUCUCCAAUUGGCAGUGACAUUAAAUUUUCUUGGUGGUGGUGCUUAUCAACGGCAAGUUGGUGCAGACUGGUCAGCGCCAAUGGGGCAAAGCACUGUGUGUGAAGUGAUAACAUCAACUUUAAGAAAAAUGGAAACAAAAUUGUGUCCAUCAAAAAUAAAAUUUUCACCAACAGCAAUGGAAGGUACCAAAAGAUACUUCUAUGAGAAAUAUCGCAUACCAGGAGUAAUCGGGUGCAUAGAUGGUUCACAUAUAAUGUUACUUCGCCCAUCUGAAAAUGAGCAUAUCUUUUUCAACAGAAAGGGGAGGCAUAGCAUAAAUGCUAUGAUUAUCUGUGACGAAAACACGAAAAUUUUAGCUAUUAACUCCAAAUACGGUGGAAGUGCCCAUGACAGCUUUGUCUGGAGGCAGAGUGCUCAGAGGGAAAAGAUGAAUACCGACUAUUGCGCUGGUAGUUCCUCGACAUGGCUUCUCGGUGACAGCGGCUAUCCACUGGAACCGUUUUUAUUAACACCCUACCGAAGUGCAGCCGAAAAUUCGCCAGAUGCAUGGUUCAACCACGUACACUCUCAGGCUAGGAGCACUGUUGAACGAUGUAUUGGUGUAAUGAAGACUCGAUGGAGGUGCAUUUUAGAAGAAAGAAAGUUGAGGUACUCCCCUAAACGAUCGGCUACAAUUGUUAACGUUUGUGCAGCUUUACACAAUAUUUGUUGUGAGCAAAGGGUACCACUACCAGACGAAGUAAGAAGAGUUUCUUCAUCCGAUAGUUUAAACAAUCGCCAACCUGAAAAUAGCAGCAAUGAUGGAAUGCGAAUUCGCAACAGAAUAAGAGAUGAUCUUUGGGCUAACCGUACAAGGCAUUAA